This is a messenger RNA of Amorphotheca resinae ATCC 22711, 1221 nucleotides long. RefSeq lists its product as hypothetical. The record is from RefSeq and is a predicted model, not a curated record. The transcript is spliced from 2 exons. Lineage: Eukaryota; Fungi; Ascomycota; Leotiomycetes; Helotiales; Amorphothecaceae. The coding region runs from base 83 to 1084 and encodes 333 amino acids.
AUUGAUAACCUGUCAAAACCAGAACCAUGACCCCUCGUUAACAAUUCUGUUCUCUUAAUUUCGACCUCUAUCGUUUAGAAAGAUGGCGGCUGUAUUUGCAACUUCUACCAAGGCGGCGCUCGCACGUCGCAGCGUCCACGUCAGGAUGUAUCCUACAGCACGAACCUUCAACGAGCGCCGCGAAGUCCUCCGAGUCCUCGAACGAUUUGGUGAAGUUACCAUGUUCAGAUCGUACAAGUACAACAUACGGAAUCCGGUGCCCAACUCCUUCCUGGCAAUGUUCAACAACGAUGCCGCGGCCGAAACACUCAUCAACGCGAGUCCUAUCCGCUACCGAUUGGUUCCCGAGGAUGGGGAAAGCACUGCAGAACGGCAGGAGAAGGUGUUCGAGCUCUACUUGUCGCAAUCGAUGUUUGACCACGAGCACUACAUCGCGACUGAUACGCUGUUCGGUCCCUGGAAGCCGGUGGAUCGGAAAUAUAAUUACCUGGCGAUGAGUCUGGAGAUCCCGCGGGGGGCGAUGAGUGCGGGACUGCGGGACUGGGACACGGAGGGACUGAAGUGGAGGAAUGCGGGGAAUGAAGGUCUGGUGCCGGGGUUUGAGGAAUCGUGGGCAAAGGACGGUGUUAAUAUACAGUGGAGGAUUCAGAUGAGGCAGAAGUGGAGGAAGGAGAAGAUGCUGAGGGAGACUGUUAUGGGGGGUUUGAAGAAGUUCGUGGAGGAGAAAGAAGCUAGCGAUCUGGCGGCUUCUACUGCUGAGGAGCAAAAGGUAGAGCAAAAGGAAGAGCAAAAGGGAGAGCAAAAGGGAGAGCAAAAGGGAGAGCAAAAGGAAGAGCAAAAGGAAGAGCGGAGAAAAGUAAAGUUUUCGGGCUUUGGAGCAUGGCCUGGGAAGGACAUAAAAGAUUUAGCAAGAGAAAGGGAAUUGGAGAAAGAAAGAGAGCAGGACCCGGACAGGAUAAGACAAUUAGAACUGGAAGCGAGAAAGGAGAGUUUAAAGAGGUUCGAGAUGAGGCAGAUGAAGAAGAGGUCGGAGGAGAAGCAGGGAAUGGUCGACAUAGAUCCAGGAGAGUGGCCCGUGAAAUGAGAGGAUAUCACUGGGCACGCCACAAACAAGCUUGUCCUGGAUGGAGGACUGGCCGGACAGGACCACGCUGCCUACGCGAAGAAGCAGGCACCUCUUCUGAUGGAGCUACGAGGCUGCGAUUCCUCGGACUUCAAGUG